AUGUUCGGGCGCACACGGCCAGUAACAGUGCCCACAGACAGGAUCAUCACUUUGCGAUACUGGGAUGAUCUGGAUUACCUCCGUUCUCUUUGCCAUGCCUUCACAAUGCGAUUCGACGACGUGCUAGAUGCAUCCAAACUUGAAGCAGCACUCGGCAGACUAAUGGAAAUUGGAGACUGGGGUCAAAUGGGUGCUCGGCUACGCUUGAAUGUAUAG
Molecule: messenger RNA, 216 nt
Organism: Penicillium paradoxum
Lineage: Eukaryota; Fungi; Ascomycota; Eurotiomycetes; Eurotiales; Aspergillaceae
Exons: 1
Coding region: 1-216 (71 amino acids)
Source: RefSeq, a predicted model, not a curated record